Messenger RNA from Topomyia yanbarensis, 490 nucleotides. RefSeq names its product putative gustatory receptor 28b. Gene Ontology annotation, cellular component: neuronal cell body; membrane; axon. NCBI's taxonomy places the organism in Eukaryota, Metazoa, Arthropoda, Insecta, Diptera, Culicidae. The record is from RefSeq and is a predicted model, not a curated record. Gene Ontology annotation, biological process: sensory perception of taste. The coding region runs from base 47 to 439 and encodes 130 amino acids. The transcript is spliced from 5 exons.
UGAUGAUAAUUCACCACCACAUGGUCCAUCAGGAUAGCAUGGAGAGAUGAAUUUCCUGUUCACCAAUGUGUACCGGUAUUUUCGAUAUUCUACUAGUAUUCAUGCACUGCAAACUAUAGCGGUACUUUUCAUGUGCAUUUUGAAUUUAUAUGAGGCGUUCUGCAUAGCUGAUGCCUGUGAGAUCACUAUGGAACAGUCUUCCAAAACAUCUUAUUUAUUAUAUCGGUUCAACACACUUAACUUGGAUGCUGGAUUGAAACAAAAUAUUGAACUGUUUCUUAUACAAUUAAUUCAUCAACCGGUAAAAUUCACUGCUUUCGGAAUGUUCACAAUGGGCUACACGGUGCUGUUUUCAAUAAUCACCUCAGUCACUAGCUAUUUGAUCAUAAUGAUUCAAUUCGAGCUCACAGACAAUUGUACUGCAAAAAUUCACCAUUAAACACCAAAAAUGCCGUUUUAUUGAGUACUUAAUCUUUAUUCCUUCAAUAGC